UGGUUGUCUUGCCGCCAAUUCCACCCAACCCUCGCUGCUGAUCGUGACGACAAGAGGUUGCCGGUGACCUCUCCGCCACUAUGGACGACGAGCAGAACAGACAACAAGAAGACUGGCUCAACAGCCGCAAGAACAGGCUCCCCUCUUUCACAGAAGUCCUCUCCCGAAGGACGCGACCACCCGUGGAUUUAUUCAUGUUUUACAUUUUUCUCCAACGCGAAGGUGCAGAAGAUAUCUUGGACUUCUGGCUGGAUGUCCAGCAGCACGAGAACCUUUGCAGGGCAUAUUUCAAAGAUGUCCGAAAGUCAGGCCGGACAAUCAAAGAGGAUUGGCCUCAGUACUGGGAAUACGCACGCCGUCGUGGGUCCAUAUACGGUACAGUCGUUGGACUUCAGCCCAAUGCCGCAAAGCGAAGUACGACGAGCACAAGCGAGGUUAUCAACGACCAGGAGAAAAACGCUAACGCUCACGCUGCUGACGAGAAGCGUGGUUUUCAGCGUUCUACAACGCCUGGUUAUGAGAAGGAGCACACCUCAUCCCUUCCAACUGCUGUGAAUAGUCCAGAUAUUGAUCCACCACGGUCAACAACACCUUUCUCCCUCUCAGUGCGAACACCAACCCUUUUCACUCUCAAACGCGCAUCGCGUGCGCCAACAGUCAUUCCACGUUCCGCUGCAAUUAGUCGUAUGGACCUCAUCGCAUCCGCUGAGCGCAUCUUCUUCCGGUAUCUCUCUCCCGCUGGUACCGUAGAUUCACCGGAGAAUCACGAAAUUUACCUCCCUCCCGCCCUCCGCAUACACACAUUUCCCCUCAAUAGCACCCAAGAGCCGAAAUCACAGAGCGACCUGAAUAUGAUGGCACAUAUUCCUGAUAUGUUCCAUGCCCAGAAGGAGUACUGCUUUAGGGCAAUGGAGCAAGAUGCUUUUCCGCGUUUUCUGAGAAGUAAAGCGUUUGGAAACCUUACUCCCAUGUCUGCAUUAGUCCGACUCGUCGUCGGUCUCAUUGUGCUGUGGAUCGGCCUUGCCGCCGGCUUCUCUCUGAUAUUUCUUGAUGUACAACCUAAAUCAAAACGAUUUUUCCUCUUCAUUCCUUUUGCGUUGGCAAUUUUAUUCCUUAUCUCACAUCAAUACGAACUCGACCCGAUCCUUGUUUUCCUCGGACAGUCAGAGUCGACACCGUUCCGUACGCUCACCAUCCGCGAGCCGUAUGUGAAGAGAUUAUUAUUGGGUCGUGCCAUCUGGGUUACAACCCUCGUCUCUACUUGUGUCGUGGCACUCACACUCCUUUUCUGGGCCGUCCCCGGACAUCGACUAUAGCGAGUGGGUCAAGCAAAGAGUUACUGCGUUUCUGUACUUAUUGGAUCGACCCGUGUUGGAAGGGUACUCAAUGUAUGAUGCUCACGAAGGAGAGCGAUAUUGUUGAUUUUACGCUUGGGUGACAAAAGACUUUGAUCAGCAUUUAUCUUUAGCUAUUCGCCUACUCCCUCCAAGUUGCACCCCGGUCUAGCUCCACCCCCUAAUACUUUGCAUUCCGUAUUUCGCUAUCAUUUUACCCCGUAUACUCCGCCAGUCCACCUUCGUCAUCGCUGUGCUGUGAUGUUAUUUUGUGUCUUUCAUUUCCCUGAUUCCUUUAUGACCUUUUUAUACGUACGUACAUGGUAGGACAUUAGGAAGUUAGACUCAUAUUUUUAAUGACAUGUUUACGGUUGUGGUUAUAUUUGAUGUCAUGGUUGCUCUGCC
Suillus plorans is the source of this 1739-nucleotide messenger RNA. RefSeq names its product RGS domain-containing protein. Lineage: Eukaryota; Fungi; Basidiomycota; Agaricomycetes; Boletales; Suillaceae. The transcript has 3 exons. Gene Ontology annotation, biological process: intracellular protein localization. The record is from RefSeq and is a predicted model, not a curated record. Bases 81 to 1316 code for a protein of 411 amino acids. Gene Ontology annotation, cellular component: plasma membrane.